CUGCACUACUCCUGUGCUGCCAUGACAGCAUGGAAGACUGUGAGCUCACUCAGUACCGUGACAUGAUCAUCGAAGGGGAGCUUCCUUUGGACCUGCGGCCACCUCCCAGGCUCUACAUCCCGCACUACUUGCGUGACGACCGUGAGGACUAUCACCACGAUGACACCUACGUGUCUGUCGACGAAGACACACCCGACCACCCACCGCAGUCCAGCGACUCUGAGCGCUACGACGCCUGCAGCCCGGACAAACCCAGCUCGCCAAAGAAACCGAAGCAGAAGUCCUCAUCGCAGCUCAUCAAACCCCCGUACUCGUACAUCGCGCUGAUCACCAUGGCCAUAUUACAAUCGCCGCACAAAAAGCUUACGCUCAGUGGUAUAUGUGAGUUUAUCAUGACGAGAUUUCCGUAUUACCGCGAGAAGUUCCCCGCGUGGCAGAACUCAAUUCGGCACAAUUUAAGUUUGAACGAUUGUUUUAUAAAAAUACCCCGUGAGCCGGGGAAUCCGGGGAAAGGGAACUAUUGGACUUUGGACCCGUUGGCGGAGGAUAUGUUUGAUAAUGGAAGUUUUUUGCGCCGUCGUAAAAGGUACAAGCGGCCCGCACCGUCGCUGCAACACGCGCACGCGGUCGUCGCCAUGCUGGCCAGAGAAGCCUACGCACCACUUCUGCCUCUUCCCUGUUACCUACCUCCCACCCCGCUGCUGUCACUACCACGUCCACCGCCGACGACGCUACGACCUGUGCCUUUACCGCCCCGACUCGCUGAAACCACAGAAACUCGAACUAAGAGAUCUCGGAACGGUUUCUCUAUUGAAUCCAUUAUUGGAUCACAGGACAGUGACGUGGUCGAACCUCGCCGGAGUGCGUUUUCGCCGCUACAUUCAGGGAACAGUCCGCCAGACGACUGGGGAAGGUGAAUUUAUGAAGCCGGGUACGUUGCGAAUUACUUUUAAAACGGCCGGCGGUAUGUGAAUACGUUUUGAACUUUAUUGCUUGUCAUAAUGCAAGAACCAAGUGUAAUGUGACCACAGUCCCUAGUUACCAGCUCUUUGUAUUUUUGCAAGAUCCUCAUCGAUGUAAAUUGUUUCUCUAUGGCAUGCUUAUUAUAAUUAUUACCAGCUUAUGCAAAGACAAUUGUCACAAACGUCCUUAAAUGUAAGUUAUUUAAAUCGCGACUUGAGACAAAAUUAAUUUAUUAAUGUACAAUAUAUUUGUUCAAAAUUUUCACAAAAUUAACUUUCAUAGUUAAUUAUUUUUCAAAAUAAAUUGGCAAUAAAAAUAUUUCAAACGUAACCUAUUCUUGAUGAUUAUUUUUCAUGCCGAAAUUGAUUUCUUGUAACAUUACUAUUGCUUGUAUUAAAUUAUGAAUUAUGAAAGUCGCGAUUACUAUAUCUAGUCACUUUGUACAAAUUAGUAAAUACUGUAAAUAUAUUAGAUAUAAUAUUAUAUAGAUUAACUACGUAGUAUUAGAUUAUGUCGCCGCCAUAACUUGUAAAUUAUAUUAGG
Molecule: messenger RNA, 1506 nt
Organism: Leptidea sinapis
Lineage: Eukaryota; Metazoa; Arthropoda; Insecta; Lepidoptera; Pieridae
Product: forkhead box protein D5-like
Exons: 1
Coding region: 30-917 (295 amino acids)
Biological process (GO): cell differentiation; regulation of transcription by RNA polymerase II; anatomical structure morphogenesis
Molecular function (GO): RNA polymerase II cis-regulatory region sequence-specific DNA binding; DNA-binding transcription factor activity, RNA polymerase II-specific
Source: RefSeq, a predicted model, not a curated record